Lagenorhynchus albirostris (white-beaked dolphin) is the source of this 1949-nucleotide messenger RNA. It is a transcript of the gene ABCG4, whose product is annotated as ATP binding cassette subfamily G member 4. Gene Ontology annotation, molecular function: ABC-type transporter activity; ATP hydrolysis activity; ATP binding. The transcript has 14 exons. The coding region runs from base 1 to 1941 and encodes 646 amino acids. Gene Ontology annotation, cellular component: plasma membrane. NCBI's taxonomy places the organism in Eukaryota, Metazoa, Chordata, Mammalia, Artiodactyla, Delphinidae. The record is from RefSeq and is a predicted model, not a curated record.
AUGGCGGAGAAGGCGCUGGAGGCCGUGGGCUGUGGACUAGGACCUGGGGCUGUGGCCAUGGCCGUGGCUCUGGAGGAUGGGGCGGAGCCCCCUAUGCUGACCACACACCUGAAGAAGGUGGAGAACCACAUCACCGAAGCCCAGCGCUUCUCCCACCUACCCAAGCGCUCAGCCGUGGAUAUCGAGUUUGUGGAGCUGUCCUAUUCCGUGAGGGAGGGACCCUGCUGGCGCAAACGGGGUUAUAAGACUCUCCUUAAGUGCCUAUCAGGUAAAUUCUGCCGCCGGGAGCUGAUUGGCAUCAUGGGCCCCUCAGGGGCUGGCAAGUCCACGUUCAUGAACAUCUUGGCAGGAUACAGGGAGUCUGGAAUGAAGGGGCAGAUCCUGGUCAACGGGAGGCCGAGGGAACUGAGGACCUUCCGAAAGAUGUCCUGUUACAUCAUGCAGGACGACAUGCUGCUGCCGCACCUCACAGUGUUGGAGGCCAUGAUGGUCUCUGCUAACCUGAAGCUAAGUGAGAAGCAGGAGGUGAAGAAGGAGCUGGUGACAGAGAUCCUGACAGCACUGGGCCUGAUGUCCUGCUCCCACACGAGGACAGCCCUACUCUCCGGAGGGCAGAGGAAGCGCCUGGCCAUCGCCCUGGAGCUGGUCAACAACCCACCUGUCAUGUUCUUUGAUGAGCCCACCAGUGGUCUGGACAGCGCUUCCUGUUUCCAAGUGGUGUCCCUCAUGAAGUCUCUGGCCCAGGGCGGCCGUACUAUCAUCUGCACCAUCCACCAGCCCAGUGCCAAGCUCUUUGAGAUGUUUGACAAGCUCUACAUCCUGAGCCAGGGUCAGUGCAUCUUCAAGGGCGUGGUCACCAACCUGAUCCCCUAUCUGAAGGGGCUCGGCCUGCACUGCCCCACCUACCACAACCCAGCUGACUUCAUCAUCGAGGUGGCCUCUGGCGAGUACGGAGACCUGAAUCCCCUGCUGUUCAGGGCUGUGCAGAAUGGGCUCUGUGCCAUGGCAGAGAAGAAGAGCAGCCCUGAGAAGAAUGAGGUCCCUGCCCCCUGUCCCCCUUGCCCUCCGGAAGUGGAUCCCAUUGAAAGCCACACGUUUGCCACCAGCACCCUCACACAGUUCUGCAUCCUCUUCAAGAGGACCUUCCUGUCCAUCCUCAGGGACACGGUCCUGACCCACCUGCGGUUUAUGUCCCAUGUGGUGAUCGGCGUGCUUAUUGGUCUCCUCUACCUGCACAUCGGUGACGAUGCCAGCAAGGUCUUCAACAACACGGGCUGCCUCUUCUUCUCCAUGCUCUUCCUCAUGUUUGCCGCCCUGAUGCCAACUGUGCUCACCUUCCCCUUAGAGAUGGCCGUCUUCAUGAGGGAGCAUCUCAACUACUGGUACAGCCUCAAAGCGUAUUACCUGGCCAAGACCAUGGCCGAUGUGCCCUUCCAGGUGGUGUGCCCGGUGGUGUACUGCAGCAUCGUGUACUGGAUGACAGGCCAGCCAGCUGAGACCAGCCGCUUCCUGCUCUUCUCAGCCCUGGCCACCGCCACGGCCUUGGUGGCCCAGUCUUUGGGGCUGCUGAUCGGAGCUGCCUCCAACUCCCUACAGGUGGCCACAUUUGUGGGCCCAGUUACCGCCAUCCCUGUCCUCUUGUUCUCCGGUUUCUUUGUCAGCUUCAAAACCAUCCCCACUUACCUGCAAUGGAGCUCCUACCUCUCCUAUGUCAGGUAUGGCUUUGAGGGUGUGAUUCUGACCAUCUAUGGCAUGGAGCGAGGAGACCUGACCUGCUUGGAGGAACGCUGCCCUUUCCAGGAACCACAGAGCAUCCUCCGAGCGCUGGAUGUGGAGGAUGCCAAGCUCUACAUGGACUUCCUGGUCUUGGGCAUCUUUUUUCUGGCCCUGCGGCUGCUGGCAUACCUUGUGCUCCGUUACCGGGUCAAGUCAGAGAGAUAGAGCUUUGC